Molecule: messenger RNA, 1759 nt
Organism: Sorghum bicolor (sorghum)
Lineage: Eukaryota; Viridiplantae; Streptophyta; Magnoliopsida; Poales; Poaceae
Product: rust resistance kinase Lr10
Exons: 1
Coding region: 457-1569 (370 amino acids)
Biological process (GO): protein phosphorylation
Molecular function (GO): protein kinase activity; ATP binding
Source: RefSeq, a predicted model, not a curated record
UGGUUGCUGCCUAGGGAAAUUCUCCAUCAUCAUUUAGCUUUUUACCUGCCACUGAAGUACUGAAGCUUGUCAAUUUUUCCUAUACAGUCUUAAGAAAUGAUAAUAUCAAGCAAUUCCAACAGUAAAUUUCCAUAAAUUUUCUUAGUGAUUCAAUCAACCCAUGUGUUGUCUGCAGAUGGAGGUCACAGUAAGAAGUAUGGCACCAGGUUGCUCAUGGCAGGUAAGAACUUCACUCAUAGCAGCAGCAAAAGAAUUUGGUACACAGAAGACCAAAGUAAUGUAGUGUUCACAAAGAACAAAUCCAAAAAAUCGACAAUGAAGCAUCACUCUAUGUUGUGCGAUUCAGCACAGUGAUUGAUAUGAACAAUGUUUGAUGUAUUACUACUCUAAGUAAUAUUUGAUGUUUCCUCAUUUUCGUUUACUUACAUUACAGCAUUCAUAUCUGCGACUUCUGGGAUGCUUUUAGCAUGCACUUUUGCUGUGCUGAAGCCACUUUGGAAAAAAUCAUUCCUCUUUCAGAGAAAGAACCAUGAAGCCGAAGCAAAUAUUGAGUUAAUAUUAUCUAGAUAUGGGAUAAGACCCAAAAGAUACAGGUACAGUGAGUUGAAAAGAAUAACAAGGUCUUUCAGUGAAAAUCUAGGGGAAGGAGGAUAUGGCAUGGUUUUCAAAGGUGAGCUUAGUGAUGGAUGCUUGGUUGCUGUCAAACUACUUCACAACUCAAGAAGUGAUGGAGAAGAAUUUGUCAAUGAGGUUGUAAGCAUCAUGAACACCUCUCAUGUUAACAUAGUUUGUCUACUUGGAUUUUGUUUGGAAGGAUCAAAACGAGGUCUCGUGUAUGAGUACAUGCCCAAUGGAUCAUUGGAACGAUACAUCUAUUCUGAAAAUCCAAAAUCAGCUCUAGGAUGGGAAAAAUUAUAUGGAAUAGCAAUUGGCGUUGCACGAGGGUUAGAUUAUUUGCACCGAGGGUGCAAUAGGCGCAUCAUCCAUUUUGAUGUCAAACCUCACAAUAUCCUUUUAGAUGAGAACUAUUGUCCGAAAAUUGCUGAUUUUGGCCUUGCCAAACUCUGUAACAUCAAGGAGAGUAUCGUUUCAAUGGCUGGCGCACGAGGAACCAUUGGCUUCAUUGCUCCAGAAGUAUUCUCUAGAAGCUUUGGUGUUGUAUCAACCAAGUCAGACAUCUAUAGCUUUGGAAUGGUGCUUUUGGAGAUGGUUGGGGGGAGAAGGAAUGUGCAAGUAAAUGCUAAUAAUUCUAGCCAAGUCUAUUUCCCAGAAUGGCUUCAUGAUCACUUAUCUAAUGGUGGUACACUUGAAACCUUUGAAGUGACAAGCACAACUGAGGAGGUCGCAACAAAGAUGGCUUUGAUUGGUUUGUGGUGCAUACAAAUGAUGCCAGAAUCUCGCCCCUCUAUCACAAAGGUCAUAGAUAUGCUAGAGAGGAGUGUUACUGAAAUAGAAAUACCACCAAUGCAAUUCUUUUCUUGCACCUCAGAACCAUCAAUCCAUUCAAUCAAUACAACUUCUGCAGAAGAUACUCAGAAUUUAAGUUUUCUUUCUCAUGUUAACAAAUGAAAGAAAAGUGCUUACUCUCCUUGUUAGUACAGCUGUUGUACCACCACUGUGUAGAUAACAAAUGAGAGAAUGUAUGUUUGGUUGUGUGGCCGUGUGAACCCAGGCUGCAUUACUACUCUUCUGUAGAAAGUCCAGGUAUCAGAAGGCAGAGUCCUUCGAGAAAAUAAGAAACCGAGCCCUACUUGGUUCA